GGGGCACCUACUUCCUCAUCUCGCGGAGCCUGGGGCCCGAGCUGGGCGGCUCCAUCGGACUCAUCUUUGCCUUCGCGAACGCGGUGGCCGUGGCCAUGCACACCGUGGGCUUCGCCGAAACUGUCCGGGACCUGCUGCAGGAGCACAACUCCCUCAUCGUGGACCCCACCAACGACAUCCGCAUCAUUGGGGUCGUCACCGUGACGGUGCUGCUGGGCAUCUCCCUGGCCGGCAUGGAGUGGGAGGCCAAGGCGCAGAUACUGUUUUUCCUGGUCAUCUUGGUUUCCUUCAUAAAUUACCUGGUGGGGACGGUGAUCCCGGCCACCGCCGAGAAGCAAGCGAAGGGCUUCUUCAGCUACCGAGCCGACAUCUUUGCCCAGAACUUCGUGCCCAGCUGGCGCGGACCCGAGGGUUCCUUCUUCGGCUUGUUUUCCAUUUUCUUCCCGUCAGCAACCGGCAUCCUGGCUGGGGCCAACAUUUCGGGUGACCUGAAGGAUCCUGCCGUGGCCAUCCCCAAGGGCACCUUGAUGGCCAUCUUCUGGACCACCAUGUCCUACCUGGUGCUUUCUGCUACCAUCG
Messenger RNA from Balearica regulorum gibbericeps (East African grey crowned-crane), 579 nucleotides. The record is from RefSeq and is a predicted model, not a curated record. Lineage: Eukaryota; Metazoa; Chordata; Aves; Gruiformes; Gruidae.